Molecule: messenger RNA, 1624 nt
Organism: Drosophila santomea
Lineage: Eukaryota; Metazoa; Arthropoda; Insecta; Diptera; Drosophilidae
Gene: DhpD
Product: guanine deaminase
Exons: 5
Coding region: 123-1463 (446 amino acids)
Biological process (GO): guanine catabolic process
Cellular component (GO): cytosol
Molecular function (GO): zinc ion binding; guanine deaminase activity
Source: RefSeq, a predicted model, not a curated record
CAUUCGCAGGGAGACGCGUGCACCUUGGCUAAAGUUUAAAAACUUGUUCAGCAGAACCUAAUCAUUCUGUUCUUAAGUCUGUCGGAGAACACGUUUUAGUCCGCUGAUAAUAAAACCGCGCGAUGGCAACUGUUUUUUUUGGAACUGUCGUGCACACGAAGUCGUUCAGCGAGUUCGAGUCCUUCGAAAGUGGAUUCCUGGUAGUAGACGACUGUGGCAAGAUAAUAGGAGUGGGUCAAGACUACCAGGCGUGGGCAAGCAACAAUCCGACCCAGGCCAAGGGUCUGAUCGAGGUCAAGCUGUCGGAAUAUCAGUUUCUUAUGCCAGGUUUCGUCGACUGUCACAUCCACGCGCCGCAGUUUGCUCAACUGGGAUUGGGACUAGACAUGCCGCUUCUCGACUGGCUGAACACGUAUACUUUCCCACUGGAGGCGAAGUUUUCCAAUCAGCAACACGCCCAGCAGGUCUACCAGGGUGUGGUCCAAGCAACACUUCGAUGCGGAACCACGCUGGCGUCCUAUUUCGCCACCAACCACUUGGAGUCAACGCUAACCUUGGCGCGGGAGGCGGUGCGUCAAGGCCAGCGGGCACUGGUAGGCAAGGUCUGCUCAAACUGCAACAGCCCCGACUACUACGUGGAGACAGCAGAAGAGGCGGUCAAUGCAACUGUGGCUUUUGUGGACGGCGUGCGGAAGCUUGGUAGCCCAUUGGUGAUGCCGACAAUUACGCCUCGCUUUGCCCUUAGCUGCAGCAAGGAGCUGCUAAUGGGUCUGGGCGAUGUAGCGAAGCGAUUUGACCUGCAUAUCCAGAGUCACAUCAGCGAAAACCUGGCAGAGAUCGAGGUAGUAAAGGGGAUAUUUAAGACCAGUUACGCCGAAGCAUACGACGAUGCUGGACUGCUAACGAACAAGACGGUAAUGGCUCACGGUGUGCAUCUGGAGGACGACGAGGUGUCACUUCUUAAAAUCCGCGGGUGCUCGGUGGCCCACUGUCCCGCUUCGAACACUAUGAUAAGCUCGGGUCUGUGCGAUGUUCAAAGACUUGUGAGCGCCGGCUUGAACGUAGGUCUCGGCACAGACGUUUCGGGGGGAAACUCCGUCUCGAUUCAGGACGCCUUGCUGCGCGCAUUAGAUGUGUCAAAACACCUGGACUUUUUCAAAAAGCAAAACAUCCGCGGAACGGGGGUGGCCAAAACACAAGAUCCGAACUACAUUCCGUUAAAGUACAAGCAGGCACUCUAUUUGGCCACUCUGGGUGGCGCCAAAGCGCUGUCCCUGGAUCAGUUGACCGGAAACUUCGUCCUAGGAAAGGAGUUCGAUGCCUUGUUGGUGGAUGUCAGCAUCGUCGAAAAACCCUUGCGGAGGCUAAGCGUCGAUGAGCUGGUGGAGAAGUUUAUCUACACAGGCAGUGAUCGCAAUAUUGUUGAGGUUUUCGUGGCCGGCAAGCGUAUUAAACGGGGAUAGAAGAGAGCUAUUUAACCUUUAACAGUGGAAUUUCUCAAGAAAAAGUAUAGAGAAUUUAUUUUUAUAGUGGUAAACAUUAAAUGCUGAAAUGGAAUUUUCAGAUAAUCUCCAAUAUACUUAUUUAUGUACACAGCUAAAAAGUAAAAGCAAAUUUAUCUUUA